AUGCCGUCGCUACCAUCAUUAGAGGCUUUUGCCAAGGGUACCUUCGCUACCGUGGCUGGUGUUACAACGCUAGGCUGUGGGCUACUAUACUACGGACAAAAUUAUCUCAUUUACCCAUCCGCAUUCCCCCCGGGCUCUCGUACAGAGGUCCAAGUGCCAACGGAUUUUGGGCUUGAAUAUCAGGAUUUGCCCCUUGUCACUGAAGAUGGGCUCACUUUGCGGUGUUACCUUCUCACGCAACGGACAGAGAUAAGCAACAACCAAGCUGCACACAUCGAGUACGCAGACCAUCAGACGCAUGAAGAGUUUGCAUCCACUCGACCAACAGUGGUGAUGUUCCAUGGCAAUGGCGGAAACCAUGGUCAUAGGAUACCCCUUGCAAAAGUAUUCUACGUAAAGAUGCGAUGCAAUGUACUCAUGCUCUCAUACCGCGGAUAUGGUCAUUCUGAGGGUUCCCCAUCAGAAACAGGCAUACGUAUAGAUGCGCAAACGGCGCUCAACUAUCUCAACUCGCAUCCAUACCUGCAGAAUACUCCCGUUAUUCUCUAUGGCCAAUCUAUAGGCGGUGCUGUCGCUAUCGACCUUGCAAGUCGAAAUCCAUCAAAGAUUGCGGCGUUAAUCCUGGAGAAUACGUUUACGACCCUCCCACGUCUCGUACCUAAAGCUCUUCCUCUUCUUGGCCCUCUUUCAUUCCUCUGCCAUCAAAAAUGGGACUCAGCUUCGAAAAUACCAUUGAUUCCUCGGUCAACACCAAUUUUGAUGCUGAGCGGCGUUCGGGACGAAGUUGUUCCACGCGAGCACAUGCAAGAGUUAUGGCAGAUUAUUUCGCGGCGCCAGGGUGCCAAAUUGGGCACUGGAAACAAGUCAGACGUGACGGAAGUCGGUAAUGGGAAGUCGAAAUUCAUUGAAUUUGAAGGAGGAUAUCACAAUGAUACGUGUGUCCAGCACGGGUAUUGGACUGCGGUCGCUGACUUUGUGGCAAAUUUGAGUCGGCUUUAG
Messenger RNA from Suillus clintonianus, 999 nucleotides. RefSeq names its product Alpha/Beta hydrolase protein. The record is from RefSeq and is a predicted model, not a curated record. Bases 1 to 999 code for a protein of 332 amino acids. Gene Ontology annotation, cellular component: membrane. NCBI's taxonomy places the organism in Eukaryota, Fungi, Basidiomycota, Agaricomycetes, Boletales, Suillaceae. Gene Ontology annotation, molecular function: palmitoyl-(protein) hydrolase activity. The transcript is spliced from 10 exons.